Molecule: messenger RNA, 2517 nt
Organism: Neoarius graeffei (lesser salmon catfish)
Lineage: Eukaryota; Metazoa; Chordata; Actinopteri; Siluriformes; Ariidae
Product: protocadherin gamma-C5-like
Exons: 2
Coding region: 1-2517 (838 amino acids)
Biological process (GO): homophilic cell-cell adhesion
Cellular component (GO): plasma membrane
Molecular function (GO): calcium ion binding
Source: RefSeq, a predicted model, not a curated record
AUGACGGCAGAUGAAGCCCAGACAGUCCAGAGCACGAUAAGAAUGAUGUCGUUUUUCAAGAGGAAGAUAUACUGCUGUUAUUUUAUCCUUAUAUGGAAUACAAUCGAGGCGCAUGUCCGUUAUGUCAUCCCGGAGGAGCUGAGAGGAGGAUCGGUGGUUGGAAAUAUCGCAAAGGACCUCGGUUUGGAUUUAUCUGAGGUUGCAGAUCGUAAAUUGCGAAUCGCCUCCGAGUCGGGUAAGCAGUACAUCAAUGUGGCCGCGGAGAGCGGAGAGCUUAUUGUCAAUGAAAGAAUUGAUAGAGAGAGCCUCUGUGGGCUCACAGUGCCUUGUUUACUGCCUCUGGAAGCAGUCGUAGAAAAUCCCCUACAGUUACAUCGCGUGGAAAUUGAAAUACAAGACAUUAAUGACAACACUCCGAGCUUUAAUUCUAAACAGCGCGUUUUAAAUAUUCCUGAGUCUAUAAAUCCUGGCGCAAAAUUUCUCCUCGAGAGCGCGGAUGAUCCUGACGUCGGGUCAAAUUCUUUGCAGUCUUAUACUCUGGGAAGUAAUAAAUAUUUUGUCUUAAAUGUAAAAACUCAAGAUGGAAUAAAAAUCCCGGAGUUAGUCCUGGACAAACCGCUCGAUCGAGAAAAGCAGGCGGUUCAGAAGCUCGUACUGACGGCGGUAGACGGCGGAAAACCGGUGCGAUCUGGCACUUGUGAAGUCACAGUCAUAGUCCUUGAUAAUAACGACAACGCGCCGCAGUUUGAGAAAUCUUUUUAUGAAGCAAACAUCGCUGAAAAUGAGCCCAUAGGAAAUGAAAUAAUUAAAGUCAGCGCUGUGGAUUUAGACGAGGGAGCAAAUGGAGAAAUCGAGUAUGUUUUUGCAGACAAAACCUCUGACACAAUAAAGGCAGUUUUUGAUAUUAACCCGACUACAGGUGUGAUUAGCGUGAAAGGGAAAAUAGAUUUUGAGCAAGCAAAUUUCUACAAAUUCGAUCUAAUGGCCAAAGACAAAGGAAACCCGCAGAUGGAAGGGCACUGUAGUGUAAAAAUAAAGAUCAGUGACAUUAAUGACAACGCUCCAGAAAUAGUCAUUACGUCUCUCUCCAGCCCAGUACCAGAAAAUUCCCCGAAUGGCACCGUCAUUGCGCUAAUUAGCACGAAAGAUGCAGAUUCCGGUGAAAAUGGAAAAGUGACUCUCACCGUGGCAUCGGCCUCACCAUUUAGACUGAACCCUUCUCUAUCUAAUCGUUACGCACUGGUUACAAACGGUCCACUAGAUCGUGAGAAAUAUCCUGAAUACGAGAUCAAAUUAAAUGCAGUUGAUUCCGGGUUGCCAGCUCUGCAUGCAGAAAAAAAUGUAAAAAUUAGUAUCUCUGAUGUCAACGAUAAUCCUCCCAUUUUCUCUCAAAAGUCGUAUACAGUUUACACAAGAGAAAAUACUGCUCAUGGGUCAAUACUGUGCUCUGUAUCAGCACAUGACCCGGAUCUUGACCAUAAUGCUAAAAUCUCCUACUCCAUUUUGGACUCUAAAAUUCAAGAUGUUUCCGUUUCAUCAUACAUCUACAUCAACUCAGAUAAUGGCAGCAUUUACACCAUGCACUCAUUUGACUAUGAGAAGACAAAAGUGUUUCAGAUCCAAGUCCAAGCCAAAGAUCAUGGCUCUCCGUCUCUGAGCAGCAACACCACGGUUCAUGUUUUUAUUGUGGACCAGAAUGACAACACCCCCGCUGUCAUUUACCCCUCCGCACUCCUGGGCUCUGUGUCCCAUCAGAGGAUGCCCCGCUCCGCUAAAGCAGGACACCUGGUUACUAAAGUCACAGCAGUGGAUGCUGACUCGGGCCAUAAUGCCUGGAUUUCCUAUCGGCUCUUGGAGGCCACGGACGCAUCUCUCUUCACUGUCACUUUACACACAGGAGAGGUGAGGACUAAGCGCUCUGUUUCAGAGCAGGAUGACUCCUCUCAGAGACUGCUCAUAGAGAUCAAGGACAACGGAGAACUGGUGCAGUCCACCACAGUCACUGUGGAUAUACUGAUAGAGGACGGCUUUCAUGAACCCAUCUCAGACUUUAGGCACAAAAACACAGAACCUGAUCAGAAAAGCAGCAGAAUCACAUUAUAUCUCAUCGUUUCUCUUGCCUCCGUCUCAUUGCUGUGUUUGAUGACAUUUUUGAUCUUAUUGGUAAAAUGUGCUCGAAGCAGUAGAGGCAGCUCGAGUUGCUGUAUCAGACGGAGUGAUUGUGAAUCUAAAAACCCCAACAGAAACCUGCAGAUCCAACUCAACACUGAUGGACCCAUUAAAUAUGUGGAGGUGCUGGGAGGAGACAUGAUGUCUCAGAGUCAGUCGUUCGGAUCUUAUCUGUCUCCAAUGUCCGAAUUCAGUGAUUUCACCCUCAUUAAGCCCAGCAGCACCACAGACUUUACAAACACUCUCAGUGUGCUUGAUGCGUCACUACCAGAUAGCACGUGGACGUUUGAGAGUCAGCAGGUGAGCAGUGAUUUUUAUUCAUUUUUACUUGAUGAACGUUUUUGCUAG